AUGUGUUGCUGUACUAUCCUAUGGCGAUUUUUAAGAGUACAUAGAUUACGAAUCAAUAGUCAUACACUCAAAAUAAACUUUACAACAUCUGCGAACUGUACGACAUCGGAUCAAGGCGAAAAUUCAGUUUCACCACAAAUAGAAAAAUUUGAGACUCACUACACAUCGCAACUUUUUACAGAUACGAGUACUGUUGAAAUGACCGAACAAAGUUCAACAUAUACCACUGUAUUUGUUCAGCCUGUUACGACUACAGCAGUGACAUCGAAUGAUGUUGACAUUUGCGCAACUGCAACAUGGGCAACAGAUGGCGUAUCAGUCGCAGGUGGUCAAGGAGCAGGAAAAAAUUUGAAUCAACUAGACUAUCCUCGUGGAACUUUCGUUGAUGAUACUGGAGCCCUUUAUAUUACAGAUGAUAAUCUUCGGGUAAUGAAAUGGAAGCAUGGAGCAAAAAGUGGUGUUAUGGUCGCCGGAUUCGGUGGCCGAGGUAAUGGUAGCGAUCAAUUUGAAUAUUACUUACAUAAUCUGGCUGUCGACACUGAAGGAACAAUGUACAUAUGUGAUAAAGGAAACGAACGAGUUGUACGAUGGGAAAAGGAGGCAAAAAGCGGUCAGAGCAUUAUCAUGGGCAUUAAUUGUUAUGGAGUAACUUUGGAUCAUGAGGGUCUAUUGUAUGUGUCUGAUGUUGAUAAUGAUCUCGUGAUGAAAUAUAGUGAUGAUUUCUCUCGCAAAGAAAUAGUUGCAGGCGGCAAUGGAGAAGGUGCAGCACUUAAUCAAUUGAAUCGGCCUCAUUUUACUUUUGUCGAUCUUAAUUUCAACUUAUUUGUACCUGACACGGACAAUCAUCGAAUAAUGAAAUGGCCAAAGGGUUCUACACAGGGUAUUGUUGUAAGUGGAAACGGGAACUCGAGUCAACUUGCGGGACCACAUGCUAUUGUUGCAGACAAGAUCGGCACUAUUUACGUUGUUGAUCAUGAAUUACAUCGUGUCAUGCGAUGGUUGAAAGGUUCUCAAUCGGGCGAUCUUCUAUUUGGAGGACAUGAAUAUGGGUAUAGAGCAAAUCAACUUGCGUUCCCUGUUGAUAUAGACUUUGAUCGAAACGGUAAUUUGUAUGUUACUGAUCGUAACAAUCAUCGUAUUCAAAUGUAUGCUGUUAAUAAAACUUCAUGCCUAUCAUCAUCCACGUUUUAUUAA
Messenger RNA from Rotaria socialis, 1194 nucleotides. NCBI's taxonomy places the organism in Eukaryota, Metazoa, Rotifera, Eurotatoria, Philodinida, Philodinidae. The record is from the annotation of a GenBank genome assembly.